GGAAGAGCUGAUUGGCGCUGAUAACCCCUUGGCCCUGCGUCCACACUAAAUUGCAAGCAGAGAAUGAGUUCCACUAGGCAAGAUGGCAACUGUUCUUCCCUGAGCCUGUCCCAGGGGACACAACGGAGAAAAUUUUAACAGCUGGGAAUGUUUCUGCAGUUGAAAACAGCAACAUCACCCUGCGGUGUUCUCUCUCUUUGACCAAUGCCAUUGUGUCGCAGGUGAACUGGAACAGGUGUAACAAGGUCAUGCUUGCAGUUUACCUAAGCAAAGAUAAAGCCAUAGUCCAGCCGGCAUUCACUGAGAAGGUAUCGCUGGCAGCAGAAUAUGGGAUAACAAUCCACUUAUUAGGAGUCAAUGACACUGGGGAUUACUGCUGUGAAUUUCACACCUUCCCUUAUGGGAUAUUUGAAGGGAGAAUGUUCCUGGAACUGACAGGAACAUCAGAGGAGACGACCCUUUGGAAGAACCUUCCAUACAUAAUCAUCAGCCUGAUAUUGGGAGUUCUGCUCCUAGUGUGUUUCGUACUCUGGAUCCUCAGGAGAAAGAAACAAACUCAGAAGAUCCUUGUGCCGCCCCAUGUCCUGCAGAAGGCACCUUCCAGCAGCAGUGGGGAGAACUGCAGCUCACAAAACCCCACCAGAGGCAGCUCAGCAGAGGCCAGCGUGGCAUCUGCCAGCAGCGUGGGAGCUCAGGAGGAGUCCGAUGAUGGUCACGACUAUUUCAACGUCUUGCGAUACAAAAGCCACAGCAGCAGGAGCACUGUGGGAAUUGGAUCUGGACACACCAGGGAACUGGUGGAGGAGUCUCUCAAGGGAGGGAAGACAGAGUUUUCCAGAUGA
Molecule: messenger RNA, 842 nt
Organism: Mauremys mutica (yellowpond turtle)
Lineage: Eukaryota; Metazoa; Chordata; Testudines; Geoemydidae
Gene: TIGIT
Product: T cell immunoreceptor with Ig and ITIM domains
Exons: 5
Coding region: 249-842 (197 amino acids)
Biological process (GO): negative regulation of interleukin-12 production; negative regulation of T cell activation; positive regulation of interleukin-10 production
Cellular component (GO): cell surface
Molecular function (GO): signaling receptor binding
Source: RefSeq, a predicted model, not a curated record